Entrophospora sp. SA101 is the source of this 603-nucleotide messenger RNA. NCBI's taxonomy places the organism in Eukaryota, Fungi, Glomeromycota, Glomeromycetes, Entrophosporales, Entrophosporaceae. The record is from the annotation of a GenBank genome assembly.
AUGCAAAAUCAAGAAAGAGGUCCUGAACCAGGUGGUCCAUUGUGGAAUAAUUCUUGGAAUUCAUCUGCAAACGAUGGUGAUAACGAGUCAUUCGUUUCAGAUUCAAUAACACCAUCACAAAGUGCCUCUAAUAUUCCUCCCCAAUCACCACCUCAUAUGAUUGGAUCAGGUUAUGUUACUCCAAUUUCAGAGAUUCAUCCUGAUGAAUCAGCAUCAGUAAUCGAUGAUGGCUCUGCAUUAUCUUUCCCUCGUUGUCAUGAAGAAAACUUCUUUACUUUCAAAUUCAAAGCUCCAAAUGGUAAGUCGCAUCGGUUUACUGUCGAUUACACAAGCUUUGAAAAUAUUUUUUCAACUGUGACAUCCAAGCUUCCAUCGACCAUCAAGGAUUUCAGCAUUUCUUAUAUGGAUGAAGACAAUGAUUGUGUUACAAUUUCUUCAGAUGAUGAUGUUUUUGAUGCUGUUCGUAUAGCACAACAACAAGGUCAAACUACUGAUGCAAGUAAAAUCGGUAAUGGUCUUUUAGAUGUUAUUGCUUUACGUAUAUUAAAAAAUGUAAAAGAUAAAGACCAUGCUAAAAUCAUUAAAAUCAUAUUCAUUAAAUGA